Messenger RNA from Aegilops tauschii subsp. strangulata, 3511 nucleotides. Lineage: Eukaryota; Viridiplantae; Streptophyta; Magnoliopsida; Poales; Poaceae. The record is from RefSeq and is a predicted model, not a curated record.
UUGAGAGGUGGAUUGGUAGAGUGGCAGAGGUUCGGCAAGGCCUGGGUGACAUGGAGAUGGGUGUGGCAUCGGCGUCGGGCUCCAGGAACGGGGACAGAGUGAAGGAGGAGGGAUGGCGUCUGAAAAAAGGGAGGGGGUCAAGGAGGUGGUUGCUGGGUUCGGAUGUCAGAAUGAGACAUGAUGACGCCUAGACUCCCCUACCCUGCCUCUCGAUUUGGGGACAUUUUGAGGGAUUUUGGACGUGUCCGGCCCAAAGUAGGAGCCCACAUGGGAGGCCUAAAGUGUCUGGACCAUCUGGUCCAGACAUUUGAAGUCGGAGUAGGUGUUCUCGCUGGGGAUGCCCUAAGCAAUGGUUUAAUGGACCACAUCACACAUGUGAGUGGCAACUUCAGAAAUGAUGAAAUUGAGUUAAAAUCAAAAAAAAAAAAACAAUUGUUUAAUCAAAACAAGGGUAAAACUGUGAAGGUCCGAAAUCAAAGAGUAGUGGGAACCCACCAAGGGCAUAAGCCUAAAAAACCUAAAGUGAAUGUCCUGGCAUCAAAGGGGCCCAUCCUGUUUCAUGCCCAACUUACCGCGGACGAUUGUUUGAAAGACGAUGAUCAGGUCAUUACAUCAGACACCAGAAUAUUUAUAUCCGGUUUGGUAGUGGCACUAGCUGUUUAAUCCUGGCAGACCUGAUCAAAGCAGGGCGCUUAUUCUCUGAUGGAAAAAGCAUGGUGCUUUGUAUGCAGACAAGGAUCUAUGGUCCUCCUUUCGGACGUGUGUGUCACCUAGCAAGUGGCAACACAAACAAUCCCUUAAAAGGGAAGAAAAACAACAGCUCGCAGACAAAUUCCUCUGAACUGUUCUUGUUAUACCUCCAUGCUUGUUCUUGUUCCUGGCUGCUAUAUAUACACACAGGGAGAAGCGAUCGAGGGAACACUCUCCUCGAAGCCAGAUAUGGAUUCCAGAACAGCAUUCUGCGGCGCUCUGCUGCUGCUGGUGACGCUGCUGCCUCUUUCAGCCACCGCGUCGAGCAAGCUCUACAUUGUGUAUAUGGGGGAGAAGAAGCACGAUGACCCGUCCGUGGUUAUCGCGUCGCACCAUGACAUGCUAACAUCUGUUUUUGGGAGCAAGGAUGAAGCCAUGAGGUCGAUAGUUUACAGUUACAAGCAUGGAUUUUCUGGGUUCGCGGCGAUGCUCACUAAAUCUCAAGCUGUCGCAAUCGCAAAAAUUCCUGAAGUUGUCACUGUCAAGCCUAAUAUUUUUCACAAAAUGCACACAACUCGGAGCUGGGACUUCCUUGGCCUUGAGUAUAAUCAGCCGCCACAACAACCGGGUCUCCUCGAAAGAGCAAAGUAUGGUGAAGAUGUCAUUGUGGGUGUGAUCGAUUCAGGCAUAUGGCCUGAAUCACGAAGCUUUGAUGACAAUGGCUAUGGCCCCGUGCCAGCACGGUGGAAAGGAAAAUGUCAGACUGGCGAGGAGUUCAACGCCACUAGUUGCAACAGAAAGAUCAUUGGCGCGCGGUGGUAUGGCCGUGGCAUCAGUGCCGAGUCACUAAAGAGCGACUAUAAGUCGCCUAGGGACCUCAGCAGCCAUGGCACACACGUCGCAUCAACUAUCGCUGGCCGGGAGGUGCAGGGUGUGAGCUACGGAGGCCUAGGCAUGGGCGUGGCACACGGUGGGGCACCACGUGCGCGGCUCGGUAUCUACAAGGUGUGCUGGGUGGAUGAGGGUUGCCCUGACGCGGCGGUCCUUGCUGCCAUCGACGACGCCAUACAUGACAGGGUGGACGUCUUGUCGCUCUCGGUUGGAGGGGUUGGUCAGGAGUACUCUGGGACGUUGCAUGCUGUGCAAAGAGGGAUCUCUGUUGUGUUUGCCGGAGGGAAUGAUGGCCCUGUGCCACAGACCGUGACGAAUGCCGUGCCGUGGGUUACGACGGUGGCUGCUAGCAUGAUUGACCGGUCUUUUCCGACCUUGAUAUCGCUCGGGAACAAUGAAAAGCUGGUGGGGCAAUCUCUAAAUUACAAUGCAGCUAUGAACAACAGCGGCUUUCAGGACCUUGUUUGUCCGGGGAGCUGCGAAGCAGAAUCACUGGCGCUGGGCAAUGUCACGGGCAAAACCGUCCUCUGUUAUGCACCAGCAGAGGCAUCGUGGUGGCCGCCCCAGAUAUCACUCCCUUAUGCCAUCAAUCAUACUAUUGAGGCCGGUGCGAAGGGCCUCAUCUUCGCACAGUACACUGCCAACAAUCUCGACAGCCUGACUGCUUGCGAGGGAUUCAUGCCUUGCGCGCUGGUGGAUUUCGAGAUCGCGCAUCGAAUUUUCUCCUACUGGGACAUGGCUGACCAUCCAGUGGUGAAGGUGUCCCCGGCUGUAAGCGUUGUUGGAAAUGGGGUCUUGUCGCCAAGGGUCGCCUCGUUCUCGUCCAGAGGUCCAAGCCUAUUGUUCCCCGGCAUACUCAAGCCCGACAUUACUGCUCCUGGCGUCAACAUCUUGGCGGCAGUGCGCGGCUCCUACGUGUUCUAUUCCGGGACAUCAAUGGCGUGCCCACAUGUCUCCGCAGUGACCGCGAUGCUCAAGUCGGUUCACCCUCAGUGGUCACCUGCCAUGAUCAAGUCGGCCAUCGUCACCACAGCAUCCGUGACCGAUCGUUUUGGCAUGCCAAUCCAAGCAGAAGUCGUCUCAAGGAAACUAGCCGACCCCUUCGACUUUGGUGGUGGACACAUUGACCCAGAUAGAGCCGUUGACCCUGGCUUGGUUUAUGACGUUGAUGCAAGGGAGUACAACAAGUUUUUCAACUGCACCCUUGGAUAUUUAGGCGGUUGUGAGUCCUACUACCUCAAUCUCAACCUCCCAUCAAUUGCCGUGCCAGACCUCAAGGACCAUGUCAUGCUUCGGCGCACCGUGACUAACGUUGGGCCAGCAGAAUCAACAUAUCAUUUAGUGGUUGAAGCUCCAGCGGGGAUAGAUGUGUCCGUAGAGCCAUCUGUGAUCAAUUUCACCCAAAGCAGUAGUAAAAGCGCGACGUUUACGGUGACAUUCACAACAAGGCAGAGAGUACAAGGAGGAUACACUUUCGGGAGCUUGACAUGGUCAGACGGAAGUACCCACUCAGUGAGAAUUCCUAUUGCGGUACGGACUGUGAUACAAGACUUUGUUGCAGAUACAUCUUAAGCUCAUAUUCUUUGUAUUAUACACAUUCUUGAUGUAUUCAUGUGGUUGGCAUAAGAAAAUGUAGAAGAAACACUUCAACUUUUUACAUCAUCACAGAAAAUGUUAUACUGGAAUAAAAUACGAUUCUUUGCUAUGGGGAGGUUUAUUCACAAACUUUUACGAAAAACAAAUUAAUGAGAAAACCACGGAUCAUAUCGAAUGAAAUAGACUAAGGGAGAACGAAGGAUAAAAAAAUCUCCCGAACCUUUCUUUCUGGAUGAAAACGUUUCUAAAUUGAAAGUGAAAAGAAAUAAACACGAUCAAAUUUUCUUAGCUGGGCCAAAAUCACCGAAUUCAUGAAUGGCUGCUAAUGUCCAAA